GAGAAGGAAAACUGUUUGGCAGAGUCCUGCUCGCCCCUUAGGUGGGUGGUGCCACCAAAUUUUCACCUGAGCUCAGACAUUAUACACUUCCUAAGGGAAAAAAAACUUCUGAGGUGAGGUAACUGUCAGCCAUGCUAAACCACAGCGAUUCUGACUUACCGGCAGGAACGGUAGAAGCUGGAGUUACUCACUGACAACAGUUUAAGGAUCUUCGGACACUCGGGUGCAUUUGGUUAUUGCUUGGGAGUUUAAUUAUUGCAUUAUUCCGGACCAUGUCGAAAACGAAGGAGUCUGUGAAGCACAGGGCUGCUGUUCUUCCCCCAAUGGACUUAAAAAACUCUCUAGAUGAUUGCAUGGAGGCUAUGGAUCUAUUUCUUAAUAACAGAUUCAGCGAAAGUCUGGAAAAGCUCCAGCCUAGCAGGGCCAAGGACAGCAUGUACCACUCCUUGAUCUAUGCAACUAUUCUGGAAAUGCAGGCCAUGAUGACUUUUGAGCAUGAUGACAUUGUAGCUGCAGGAGAAACAAUGAAGACUGCACAGGAGAUCUGUCAAAGAUACCGCAAAAAGUUAACAGUGGUGGAUUCCAUAACUAACAUCGUGACAAAAGCAGGAGAGAGCUUCACAGAAGAUGAGAUUCACGCAGAAGUCUGCUACGCUGAGUGUUUACUACAGAGGGCUGCCCUCACCUUUUUACAGGAUGAGAACAUGGUGAAUUUCAUAAAGGGAGGGAUUAAGGUGCGGAACAGUUACAUGAUUUACAAAGAUUUGAAUAAUUUUAUGCAAUCUAGCCUUUUUAAUAAAGGCCAGAAUGAUGCCCAUCUAGAAGGUGGAAUCUCCCUUGGGAUUGGCGCUUUUAAUCUGACCUUGUCUCUGUUUCCAGCACGGAUCCUAAAGCUUUUGGAAUUUGCUGGGUUUUCUGGCGAUAAGGAGUACGGACUGUCUCAACUGCAUGAAGGAGCAACGUCUCAUAACCUGCGGUCCAUCCUAUGUACCAUGUUGCUACUCUGCUACUACACCUUCCUCAAUUUUAUACUUGGGACAGGUGGUGAUGAGGAUCUUGCAGGGGCAGAGCUGCUGCUGGACCCAUAUCUUAGGCAGUAUCCAAAGGGUGCCAUUUUUCUGUUCUUUGCUGGAAGAAUAGCAGAAAUAAAAGGCAAUUUGAAUGAGGCUAUCCGUAGGUUUGAGGAAGGCUGUGCAGCACAGCAGGCCUGGAAACAGUUUCACCACAUGUGUUAUUGGGAGCUUAUGUGGUGCAACACAUAUAAGAGGAUGUGGAAAUUGGCUUACUUUUAUGCAGACCUCCUCAGCAAGGAGAACCGAUGGUCCAAGGCUAUGUAUGUGUACAUGAAAGCAGCCUAUCUGAGCAUGUUACCCUUAAAUGAAGCUCGACCGUUUGGAGAAGACGAGGUGGAACUUUUCAGGUCAGUAUCCACCUUCAAGCAGAAGAUUGCAGGGAAGUCGCCGCCCACAGAGAAAUUUGCCAUCCGAAAGGCUAGAAGGUACAAGGCAGACAACCCAGUGAGGUUACCUGUUCCAGCACUGGAGAUGAUGUACAUGUGGAAUGGGUUUUCGGUGAUUGCGAAGCAGAAAGACUUAACUGAUGGGAUGAUGGAGACACUAAAAGAAGCAGAAAAUGGUUUGCAAAAUUUACCAGCCUAUGACAGUGCAGCUGAUGACAAGUGCUUGAUUUUCUUGCUGAAAGGUGUCUGUUACAAGCACCUUGGCCGCAGAGAGGAAGCAGAGCAGUGUUUUCUUUACAUUCAUGAGAAUGAAAAGAAGAUUAAAUAUGAUCAUUACUUGAUCCCAAAUGCACUUCUGGAGUUGAGUCUGUUGUAUGAGAGCAAAGGAAGAAGAGAAGAGGCUAUAAAAACACUACGACGUGCAAAAAACAACUAUAAAGAUUACUCAAUGGAAUCGAGAACACUGUUCAGAAUCCAUGCAGCCCUCGCAAAAUUAAAGGCAGAACAAGAAGAGAAUAGUGUAAAUGGAGCCUCAUCUUAGUACAGUGCAACAAACAAAGGAAAUAGUUGGACUUUGACUGAAAAGCACUUUCCAGAUUAAUAAACUUGAAGUGUCCUGCAGGAACUGCCCUUCCCUUCAUCACUGUAUCAAAAGGACUCACGGACAUACAUAAGGAAAUAUUUACCAGUUCAGGGAACGCCGCUCAUAACAGAGACCUAUAACUAAGAAUAAUAAAUUAUUCUAAACUGUUGCAAUGAUUUAUGCAGAUAAGUAUCUUUAUACAGAAUCUCCUUACUCAUGUAGAGGGCACUGUUCCUCAGGACAACUGAAAAUUGCUUUGUGUGUAGAAGACAAGAAAAUGAACUUUGAUUUAUGGGCAUUGACAACCCUAGUAGAAGGAAAUAUUAGGAGUGCAAUUUGAAUGUGUGUGUUAGCCACAGUCUGCAACAAACUGUGGUGUUUGCUGCUUCUAAGUCCAUGCAUUUUAUAGGAGGACCACGAAAUAAGUCAAACAGAGCAGUAAUAUUACUGCUUAAUACGAAGUUUGUAACCUGACCUGCACAACAAAUAGCAGCUAUUAACUAAGAUAUGUUACUACUACUGCUGAAUCCACUGUUGCAGCUGUACGUAUGCUCCUCUUCUUGUGUAGGGUAAAGUGAGCGAGUGUGAUACAUCAAGAUUGUGACCCAAAAUGAUUUUAGUAAUUAUAAUGGCAGACUGAGCUUUUACAGCAAUUAUAUAUUUUAUGUCUUGUCCAAGCCUUUCUUUGGAGGGAGGGGAGGGAAGGGGGUUGGUACAAAAAAAUCACUCUUAAGAAAAUAGUGUCUUGUGCACUGAGCCUGACAUACCAUCACUUACACAGUAAAACAUCACUCCCUACUUAGGUGUUUGACUUUUUUCAUAAAAUUCUAAACUAUCGGGUGAAGUACUUUACUUUUUUGGGGGUUUGAAGUUGGGAAUGUUGUGGCUACAAGGGGAAAAGAUCAGAACCCCUUCAUUAUACUUCUGCCAAGGCCUAACUGUGCAGCAAAUGCCGAAUAUUACAGCUGCACACACCCAUCAUUUUUUUUUAAUUUCUUUUGAUUUGCUAGAAUUUUGACAAACCUGUAUGGCAGACAUUUUUUUGGCUUUGAUAACUGUAUGGUAUCUUGACUGCAAGCUAUAACAUUCUUAUAUGCGCCAUUCUAUCAUCUGCCAUGAACUCUUAAAAGUUUAGGUUUAACCUCAUUGCAAAGACAAAGUGGAAGUUAAGAAACUUCUGUCACUCAUGGUUUGGUGUAAAAGUACAGUUCAGGGUGUAUGUUCCUUCCUGCUUCACUUUCCCAGUGCAAAACCAUUUCCACACAUCUGCUGUCUGCAGUUUGAUUGAUAUGUGAGUAAAACUAUUAAACUGGAACAACCAGUGUAAUUUAUAAUUCUGGAAGUUCAAGCAAGAUGCCAUGGGGGGGUGCUGAUACAACUAGAGAUAGUAACUUGUUACAUUAGGUCCAUUAAGCCUCCAUUUCCUCUUCUUUUACAAAGAAAACUGGGCAGGUAAUAAUCUGCGUAGACGAAGGUUUGUGUUGAUACAAGUACUUUUCACCAAAUAUUCUGCAACUGUUUUUAUCAGGCAUAUGUUGAAGAAUUCUACUGUCUUCCAUGAAUCCACAUAUAGCAAUUUUCUCUUUGUUGGCAGUGGGGGGGGGGUUACAACUCUGUUGGCAGUAUUGCAUAUAUAUUUGCUUGUACUAACUUAAAUGUGCAUUUUCAAUUGUACCACAAAUGUGAUCAUUUCUGUUUAGAUAUGCCUUUGUUCAAAGGAAGAAUGUAUUCCAAGAUUUAAUGUGCCACAGUAAAAAAAAUAUAUGGCAUCAUUAAAUGCAGUCUUCCAUUUAUAUUUUGUAACAUAUUUGUUAAUGACAAAAUAAAAGCUUGUGCCCUUCUUCUUGGAACCAUGUUCUACUGUUGAUAAAUGAGUGUUAAAAGAAAUCUCAAGUUGUCUAGUGCUGACCAAACAGCUACCUUUAGUACUUCAGUUUACUUCAAUAAGUAUUUACAACCCUGUACAUAAAUGGCUAUAUUUGCAUUUACCAAUUUUCAUUAUCUAGUUAAUUAACAGGGCUGUGUAUGAUUUGGGGGGGUACAGAAACAGUUGUUUCCCAUAUCUGGGAACAAAUCACACUCAAAAUGUAUUCCAUGCAUGCAUACUCUUCCCCCCACAGUAUAAAAUCCAGUUUACACUUGCAAUGUUCUGUAGCAGCAGUAGUGUUGCUCUCCACUUCUUAAUACUUCUGAAAGACUUGGCCAACUAUUGUCAGCAUACGUUCGUUAGUUGCUCCUUGCCUGCAAUUUGUAAUUCCUCAUGUGCUUAAUACACUUCCCAAUCCAGAAUCUCUGCAUUAUAUGACAGCAGUCAAUCCCUGUCUACCACUGCACAUAACCGGGCAACCAACUUGCAAUUCUUUUGGUCCUAGUGAAUGAGCAAGCCAUGUGAUGGGCCUCUUUCUGCCGCUUUGGGGGCAGAGAAUUCUAUCUCCUGUCAGUUAAUGCUUUAUCAGUUGAUGGGAAACUGGGAAAGAAAUGCCGGGGUGCAAUACUAAUGAAUUGUUAAUUGGAGCCAGCAGUCCCAACAGCCAUUUUUCUCAUUUUUUUGUUGAAGAGAAAGUGUCUGAUGUGCCUGUCCUACCCAGCAUGCACUGCAAUGUUGCAGCCCAUGAGCCUUUGCUAAGAACUUAACUAUAGCAUCCUCAGGGCAGAACAGUCAGUCACCUAAAGGACCUUCAGUCUUACCCUAGUCUACCAGUCUUCUAUAAGGCUGGCUCCUUUCUUGAGUCUUAGUUGCUAGUGUUGUAGUUAGAAAUUAACCUGUGGGACAUCAGGUCAUCUUGUGCAUGUGUAUAUGGCUAUCAUACUUUAAAGUUUUAUCCAUCACUUCAUGUAUUCCUCCUGAAGUCAGCCAACAUGUCUAUAGAUUUCAGGUAUAUAUACUAUUACUUCUGUAAUUUGAGGGCUAGCCAAGCAAUCGUGUAAGUGAUCUUUUGUUAAUACUGACUGUCCUUCCUGAAAGUAAAAAAUAUAUAAUAACAAAAUGAGAUGUUUUCCCUACCUGAACUUCUUUUACUAUACAUUGUCCUAUAGUAAUUUUUUUUUCAUUUCCGUUAAAAAUACAUGAAGUAAUUUGCAAGCUGUGUAAUGGCAAGCCUGAGGAACCAGGACUUGUCUAAUAAACUGUGCCAUAUUUAUUUCUCAAGGGAAAACCAAAUGUGUAAAUCAGGUACAAAUCUUUAUUGAGUCCGUGUGCUGGCUCUUUCAUUUUACUGCUUUAGUGUAAAUAACAAGCCUUUUAUUUCACUGAAUCAUAUAAAUUAUUGAAUUUAAUAUAAUGAAUGUUAAUUAUGUGUUGCUGAAUAUUAUCCUAAGAGUGGUUUUAAAAUGUAGGUAAGAAUACAGCACUCCAGUUCACUGAAAAUAAACUGUACUGCUGAACUAAAAAAAUAAAUAAAUAAAUUUACUUUAUAAUU
Protopterus annectens (West African lungfish) is the source of this 5461-nucleotide messenger RNA. RefSeq names its product tetratricopeptide repeat protein 39A-like. The transcript has 18 exons. Bases 273 to 2000 code for a protein of 575 amino acids. Gene Ontology annotation, molecular function: protein binding. NCBI's taxonomy places the organism in Eukaryota, Metazoa, Chordata, Ceratodontiformes, Protopteridae. The record is from RefSeq and is a predicted model, not a curated record.